AACGACAUGAAUUGUUGAUGUUGACGAAAAUAAGUGUUGCAGCUCACGAACGGGAAACAGGCUUUCAUCAUGGAUUGAGAUGUGAAGAAAACGAGAACGAGAUGCUGUAUUUCAAUCAGAACGCGUUCUGGAUUAAACGCACAAUGCCUACGUGACUCCUCUGACGCUCAAUCUACUUGACAACUUGCCAUCAUUCACGAAUUAUUUCGCCCGUAAUUUCUCGGCUCUCUUCUCACGGUUACCAAUUAUUUCCAUUGUCACAGGCCAGAGCGUGGUUAUCUAAAACAUCAAUUGUUGUACAUUUAGCUGAGCUUCUCGCGCUGCUCUAGUAGAGGCUUGUAGAUUCAGAACGAUGAGUUUGUAAUUUUUUUGGUUUCAGAUUUUUUUAAUCGAUAAGGAAAUUCCAUUUGUAACCUAUUUGAUUUGUUGACAUUCGCGUCUAAGUUCAGCAAAAGAAUGGCGACCGUUCCGAUCAACGUGACGAGUUUCAACCGGAAUGCCGGUCAAGCACCGGUUGGGUCUAUAUUCGGUGCAGGCGCCAGACCAGACCAGAUAGGUCCACAGCUCCCGAGUGCAGUGACGGCGGCGGAGCUGGCAAAUGCUCAGAGUAUUUUUUGAUUUUGAUUUUUACGUUUUGAUAAUUUUCGAUCUAAGGUAGCCCAGGCAGAACAAUUGUGAUUUAGAUUCAAACUCUUCAAUCGAGAAAAUUUUCUUCUUAGAAGCAAGGCAAGCUUCCUUUCCGCUAUCCCCGAAACUUGGAGUAAACCCAUCCAACCUUCACAAACUCGCAUCACAGAGGACAAAGGCAAGAAGGCCAACAAGAAAAACCUCCGCUACGCUGCCGGAGACUAUUGGGUAGACGGUUCUCUAGAUGAUUGGCCAGAAAAUGACUUUAGGGUAUUCUGCGGAGACCUAGGAAACGAAGUAACCGACGACCUCCUAGCCAACGCUUUUAGAAAAUACAAGAGCUUUCAGAAAGCGAAAGUGAUUAGGAAUAAGAGGACAGGUAAUUUUUAUGGUAUCUAUCACUUUUAUACAGAUGUUUCAUAUAAUUCAUUUCUCGAUGGAGUUGAAUUCUAGAACCAGAUUUUUCACCACCAAGAUACGAAAACAUGUUUAUUGCUGCAGCCUACUUCCAAUCGAUCCUACAAGAAUGAAUGUAUGAAUUACUCGUCCUCUUCAUCAGAUACACUGACACCAACUCCAACCUAUCGUCCCUCACGACCUCCAGGUAAGACCCGUGGUUAUGGUUUCGUUAGCUUCCAGCACCCAGAAGACAUGGUUUCUGCCCUAAAAGAGAUCCAUGGGAAGUAUGUCGGGAAUCGACCCAUCACCCUUCGCAAGUCCAACUGGGAGAAGCGCAAUGCAGGUAGCGAGCAUCAGAAGAAGAAACUCGAAUACGAGAGUCUAGGAGUGCAGAAGAACAAGACUCUGACCAAGUUCAAGAAGCUGGCAACGCAUAAGCCAAAGCACGACAAAGUAGCGAAAAACGACAAAUCGCGGAAUCAGUCCUCGAGUCAUACCAAAAACUUCGGAAUGGGUGUCGGACCGGGAGUACCAAUAAGCAGUGCGCUCGCAGCUAGAGGAAUCGGACCACCAGCGACUGGAGGACCGAUGAUGCCAGCGCCGAGGUAGCAGGAAAUUAUUCCUGAUGUUGAUGCGGAGAGGGCGUGUGGGCAGUCGUUUCUCACGUUCUACUGCCUCAUUAUACAUUGGUACACUCCUAUUGUAGUUCCCACAUGAUGAUGCAUAGAAAUUGAAGGAACCACAAUGCUGGACACGAGCAGUCCCUACUUCUACGCGCGAACCCUAAACCUUCUAGACCCUUCCACACAGACUCAAUCAUCAUCAUCAUCAUCAUCAUCACAUGCUAGCCUGUUUAAGAGCAAGAGUUCUUC
Amoebophrya sp. A25 is the source of this 1898-nucleotide messenger RNA. The record is from the annotation of a GenBank genome assembly. Lineage: Eukaryota; Dinophyceae; Syndiniales; Amoebophryaceae.